AACUCGAACACCCCAACCAGCGGUCAGAUCUUGUUCCUGCAGCUAAUCUGAUGCUAUUGCGGUUGCAGGCUUCUUUCAGCUGUAGCUCCCUGCGUCUCCUGAAACCUACAGCCUUGUUGGCGACUCCUGUUUGGUCUUGUCCGAAUCUCGUGGUACACAAAUCGGAGGGAUGGCUCGGUAGAACACCCGUUAUUCUUUGGCAGAAAAGGCAAGCCUGCUACGCCGCCAUGGCGAACAACACGAAACCGUUGAGGUCGGCAUCAACCUUGGAGAUCCCGUCUUUCGAGGAGUCUACCACGGCAAGCAAGCGCAUGAAGAUGAUUUAGACGACGUCGUCCAACGAGCGCUCAACGUUGGUUGUAUCAAGUUGAUGGUCACCGGCUCCAGCCUGAAAGAGUCCCAUCACGCUGUCGAGCUCGCGAAACAGUACCGUACGUCACGAGGACCCCACGCAUGUUGUCGCCCGCUUCUGACAUGUUUCAAGCUGGCACUUGUUUUGCGACGAUUGGAGUCCAUCCAUGCUCAACACAGGACUUUGACAAUCACGAGGGCGGGCCUGGUGCACUGAUCCAAGAACUUCGCGCUCUGACGCUCGAAGCAAAAGAGAGUGGAUACGCGGUAGCCUUUGGCGAAAUUGGGCUGGACUACGACCGGCUGUUUCUCUCACCCAAAGAUGUGCAGCUCAAAUAUUUCGAGCUGCAACUGGACUUGGCCGAGGAGAUACAGCUGCCUCUAUUCCUACAUUCACGGGCAUGCAGCGAAGACUUUGAAAGAAUCCUCAACGCUCGCUUAGACAAGCUCCCCAAACGCGGACUGGUCCACAGCUUCACGGGCACCAUACCGGAAAUGGAGGCCCUGGUCAGGCUCGGGUUUGACAUCGGGAUCAAUGGGUGCAGCAUGAAGACCGCCGAGAACCUGGAGGUGGUCAAGGCGGUGCCUUUGGAUCGGCUUCAGAUCGAGACAGAUGGACCGUGGUGUGAGAUACGCGCAUCACAUGCUUCAUCGCAGUUCCUGAAAGACGGACCCGUGGUCCCCAAGGCGGUGAAGAAGGAGAAGUGGCAGAAGGGGAUGAUGGUCAAGGGCCGCAACGAGUCGGCGACGAUUGUACAGGUGGCGCACGUGAUAGCCGGGGUGAAGGGGAUUGGGGUGGAGGAGGUGUGCGAGGCGGCCUGGACGAAUUCGACCGAGAUGUUUGGAUUGGGAUGCUCGUAGGGGCUAUGACCUAGACAUCUGUCUGGCGAUGACAUUAGUGACCACGGGGGAAUAGAGAUGCCCAUAAACGUACUUACCUACUUGUAGAGAGUGCUUGACUGAGGGUGCGGUGGCUGCGACGGAGAAUCCCAUUCUCCCAGACCCUCUCAUGUGCCUCUUUUCCU
Messenger RNA from Cladophialophora immunda, 1376 nucleotides. RefSeq lists its product as hypothetical. The transcript has 3 exons. Gene Ontology annotation, cellular component: cytosol. Lineage: Eukaryota; Fungi; Ascomycota; Eurotiomycetes; Chaetothyriales; Herpotrichiellaceae. Bases 454 to 1212 code for a protein of 252 amino acids. Gene Ontology annotation, molecular function: 3'-5'-DNA exonuclease activity. The record is from RefSeq and is a predicted model, not a curated record.